Molecule: messenger RNA, 3442 nt
Organism: Marmota flaviventris (yellow-bellied marmot)
Lineage: Eukaryota; Metazoa; Chordata; Mammalia; Rodentia; Sciuridae
Gene: Cacnb1
Product: calcium voltage-gated channel auxiliary subunit beta 1
Biological process (GO): calcium ion transmembrane transport
Cellular component (GO): voltage-gated calcium channel complex
Molecular function (GO): voltage-gated calcium channel activity; protein binding
Source: RefSeq, a predicted model, not a curated record
AGAUGCUGAGCCUUCAGGGGCGGAGGCGGCGGCGGCGGCGGCGGCGGCGGCUGCUGAGGUAGAGGAGAGAGCCCGAGCAGGGAGCGAGGCUAGGCAUCGAGCGGGCAGCCGAAGGCCGGGCUGGGCGGCUGGACCCGGUUCUGGCUGCGCUGCGCUGCGCUGCUCUCCCCUCGGCUCCGACGGCCUCUCCCAUGCACUGAGGGCGCCCGGCUGGGCCGGGCCGGCGGCCGGAGGGGAGGCUACUCUCCAUGGUCCAGAAGAGCAGCAUGUCCCGGGGCCCUUACCCACCCUCCCAGGAGAUUCCCAUGGAGGUCUUCGAUCCCAGCCCACAGGGCAAAUACAGCAAGAGGAAAGGACGGUUCAAACGGUCUGAUGGGAGCACUUCCUCAGAUACAACAUCCAACAGCUUUGUCCGGCAGGGCUCAGCAGAGUCCUAUACUAGCCGCCCGUCAGACUCUGACGUGUCUCUGGAAGAGGACCGGGAAGCCUUGAGGAAGGAGGCAGAGCGCCAGGCGUUAGCUCAGCUUGAGAAAGCCAAGACCAAGCCAGUAGCAUUUGCUGUGCGGACAAAUGUCGGCUACAAUCCAUCUCCAGGGGAUGAGGUGCCCGUGCAGGGAGUGGCCAUCACCUUUGAGCCUAAGGACUUCUUGCAUAUCAAGGAGAAAUACAAUAAUGACUGGUGGAUCGGGCGCCUGGUGAAGGAGGGCUGUGAGGUUGGCUUCAUCCCCAGCCCUGUCAAACUGGACAGCCUACGCCUGAUUCAGGAACAGAAGCUUCGCCAGAACCGCCUCAGCUCCAGCAAAUCAGGUGACAACUCCAGUUCCAGUCUGGGAGACGUGGUGACUGGCACCCGCCGCCCCACACCCCCUGCCAGUGCCAAACAGAAGCAGAAGUCGACAGAGCAUGUGCCCCCUUAUGACGUGGUGCCUUCCAUGAGGCCCAUCAUCCUGGUGGGACCGUCGCUCAAGGGCUAUGAGGUUACAGACAUGAUGCAGAAAGCUUUAUUUGACUUCUUGAAGCAUCGAUUUGAUGGCAGGAUCUCCAUCACUAGGGUGACAGCUGACAUUUCCCUGGCCAAGCGCUCAGUCCUCAACAACCCCAGCAAGCACAUCAUCAUUGAGCGCUCCAACACACGCUCCAGCCUGGCUGAGGUACAGAGUGAGAUUGAGCGGAUCUUCGAGCUGGCUCGGACUCUUCAGUUGGUGGCUCUGGACGCUGACACUAUCAACCACCCAGCUCAGCUCUCCAAGACCUCGUUGGCCCCCAUCAUUGUUUACAUCAAGAUCACUUCUCCCAAGGUACUUCAGAGGCUCAUCAAAUCCCGGGGGAAGUCUCAGUCCAAACACCUCAAUGUCCAAAUAGCAGCCUCGGAGAAGCUGGCACAGUGUCCUCCUGAAAUGUUUGACAUCAUCCUGGACGAGAACCAAUUGGAGGAUGCCUGCGAGCACUUGGCUGAGUAUUUGGAAGCCUAUUGGAAGGCCACGCACCCGCCCAGCAGCACACCACCCAAUCCGCUGCUGAACCGCACCAUGGCUACCGCAGCCCUGGCAGCCAGCCCUGCCCCCGUCUCCAACCUCCAGGGACCCUACCUUGCUUCCGGGGACCAGCCACUGGAACGGGCCACCGGGGAGCACGCCAGCGUGCACGAGUACCCGGGGGAGCUGGGCCAGCCCCCGGGUCUUUACCCCAGCAGCCACCCACCAGGCCGGGCAGGCACCCUGCGGGCUCUAUCCCGCCAAGACACGUUCGAUGCCGACACCCCCGGCAGCCGAAACUCUGCCUACACGGAGCUGGGAGACUCGUGUGUGGACAUGGAGACUGACCCCUCAGAGGGGCCAGGGCCUGGAGACCCUGCAGGGGGCGGCACCCCUCCAGCCCGACAGGGCUCCUGGGAGGAUGAGGAAGAAGACUAUGAGGAGGAGCUCACUGACAACAGGAACCGCGGCCGGAAUAAGGCCCGCUACUGCGCAGAUGCCGGGGGUCCGGUUCUUGGGCGCAACAAGAAUGAGCUGGAGGGCUGGGGGCGAGGCGUCUAUAUCCGCUGAGAGGACAGGGCUGCCCAGUGGGAGGAAGGGCUCUGAGCCCUGGGGAGGGGAGGGACAGAGGGGCUCAUCACCUGAGACGUGUCCUGCCUCCAGGGGGCGCUGUCUCCCUCCAUUCAGAUGCCUUGGCUCAAUGUUUGGGGUUUCUUUGGUGAUAUCAUCCCAGCUCCUGAGAGGCCCUUGAGCCCCAGCUGUAGGCUUACCCCUACCUGCUGUAGAUGGAUGGGGGAUAUCCACCUUUCUGAAGUGUCCCCUUUCCCCCAUCUUAGGGGGCUCUCCUCCCAGAGAAAAGGUGCACUUCCUUAACUUUCUACUCUGGGUUCUAAUUGAAGGUCCUAAAUGGGGCGACCCUUCUUUUUCCCAAACUGGUGUAUUUGGAGAGUUGGGCGUUUUUCUUGAGAGGGAGGACACAGAAUCUUCCCCAUGGGGCUCUCUCUCAAACCCCAGAUCCAGGGUCCCUCACCAUGCCCACCCCCUGCCCCGGUUUCCUGGCAGCAUUGUCGGGUAGGUGAAAGGUAUAACAUGGAGACCAGUAACGAGCUCGCCUUUGGGGGAGGGGUUAGGGUGGAAAAUGACAGGCUCAGCUGCCCUCUUGGCCUUGGCCAUGCAGGGGCUUAGAACCCUAGAGCCCUGAGGAGUGGGUGACCCGACAUGCUGCUACCCACCCCCACCUCCAUGCCUCAGCUCUCACCUACCCCAGGAAUGAGCUUUGCCUACGACAUCCCCUGCCUGCUGCCAUCAGAAGAAGGGGGCCCUCUGCAUCUGAGCCCCCCAACUCCAUGCCAUUGGGUGUGGAGACCAUGGAACACUCUGGUCCACCUCAUUCUAAACCAAAAAAACUGCUCCUUCACCUUCAUCCUGAGGUCCCAGGAGAGAAGCCCUGUGGGUUGGUGUCCAGGAAAUGACCACCAUCCUGGGGUUGCCUGGUCACCUGGGGACCUCAGAUCUCCCCUGGGGGGCUUGGCUGCUGCUGCUGCUUCUCUAUAUUUGCCUCUUGUGAUCCUGUCCUUCAUUGGUGUCCACUUCCCCCAGGAGAGGCCUUGGUAGCCCCUGGGGCACCCUCUGCCCCCGCACCCCCACAGCCUAGCAGCCGUGCCCCUCCCCAGCAUCCCAGCUGGGCCAGAGAGAGCCGAUUGUGCCAACGAGGACUGGGCCCUGCCCGGCUGCCCACCUCAGGGAUGGGCACCUCAGGCCUGUCUCGCCACCUCCUGUGCCAAUGUUGUCGUGCCCCCACGUGGGGUGGGGUGCAGCUUCCACUUACUGGUUAGAAGACACCACUGCCUGAUCUUUCCCUCUCCCUGUCUGGUGUCCUGUGCCCCAUCUGUCUGUCUACUUGUCUGUACUCUUCUAGGAGAAGUAUUUUGCCACAUAUAAAACCGCCGUCCAGUCCUUUGCGGCCA